Molecule: messenger RNA, 1151 nt
Organism: Apis dorsata (giant honeybee)
Lineage: Eukaryota; Metazoa; Arthropoda; Insecta; Hymenoptera; Apidae
Product: protein gooseberry-neuro-like
Exons: 4
Coding region: 1-1008 (335 amino acids)
Biological process (GO): regulation of transcription by RNA polymerase II
Molecular function (GO): RNA polymerase II transcription regulatory region sequence-specific DNA binding; DNA-binding transcription factor activity, RNA polymerase II-specific
Source: RefSeq, a predicted model, not a curated record
AUGACAAAGGAGAAAAUAAAGAAUAUUUGGUUAAAGCACAUUAGAUUUAGUACUCUAUUAUGUCGAAGUAUAAAAGUUUUCGUGACAUCAAAGAUUGCACACGAGGCAACAUCGGCGAAGUCGAGUGACAGCCGGUGUGGCGAUGAGUCCGAUACCGAAAGCGAGCCGGGUAUUCCUUUGAAACGAAAACAACGCAGAAGCAGGACAACGUUUACAGGAGAGCAACUGGAGCAACUGGAGACAGCGUUUCAACGUGCUCAGUAUCCGGACGUCUACGCCAGGGAAGAGUUGGCCCAGAGGACAGGUCUCACGGAAGCAAGGAUCCAAACGAAACGUUUUUCGUUGUUCCAGGUAUGGUUCAGCAAUCGCAGAGCACGAUUGCGAAAACACGCUGGAAGCAUAGCUCAUUCGGUGGCGAGCCUACCUCUAACACCCUGCCAAUACGCCGCCAGUCACGAGCUCGCUCAAUUACCUCAGGUACCUCAAAUACCGUCUGGAAUAGCGCAAAUACCGACCACGUUGCACCACAGCCCGACCACGUUGCAACAAACGAGCGGCGGUGUUCACCAAGUGCCAGGAAGCAACGCGCAGAUGUCGGCCACGACCUCAGCCGCCCAGGUGCCCUCCACGAUCAGUAGCGCUCUUCAAGGGCACGCGGUGUCAAUCUCAGGCCACCUGAGCUCGUUGCAGGGACACGCGAUGCAGCUUGGACAGGUACCAACGAUUCAACCUCCUGCCGCUCAUGGGGCACCCACGACCCUUUCUCACAAUCCAGGGAACACCGAUUGGUCCAGGGCGCAACUCGGUUGGGGACAGUUCAAUCACUUCCAAGGUGAAUACACGUCGAGUCAUUCGAGUCAUCAGCAUUCCUCGCACGCGAGUCAUGCUGGUACACCGUCUUCUGGUACCGGGAAUUCUGCAUCGGCGGCGGAAUGGUACGAUCAGGGCUACGAUUAUUCCCAACACGCUCAGCUCAACUAUCAUCGAAGCGUGGGCGGCAUAUUUUAACGGGGCGAUGAUUGCACGGGCAUUAGUAAAAGUCAGUCAGGGGUAUCGGUCGAUCCCCGUCUCGUUCGUUUCAUGAAUUCACUUACGGUUCCACCAUCCUUCUCCGCCACUCAUCUUUCGUAAGUUAGCCAGGUUCCAAUUCU